AUGACCGAUCUAGGUCUGAUGCAUUACUUCCUUGGUAUGGAGAUUCAGCAAGGGCAGACCGAAGUGUUUCUCUACCAGAAGAAGUACAUGAGAGAGAUAUUGAAGAUGUUUAAUAUGGAGGAGUGUAAGAGUGUGAACACUCUGAUGAUUCAGAAGGAGAAGUUGCAAAAGGAUGAUGGAAAGAAACCUGUAGAUGAGAAUGUGUACAAAAGUCUAGUUGGAUGUCUCAUGUAUCUCACAUCUACUAGACCUGACAUCAUGUACACUGUAGGUGUCUUAUGUAGAUUUCUUCAUUGUGCAAGCAAGAAUCAUAUGGUUGCUAGAAUGAUAGUUUUGAGAUAUCUUAAAGGCACACUGUCUUUUGGGAUCAAAUUCAGUAAAGAAAAUUUUGAGUUGCAGGGUUACUCAGAUAGUGAUUGGGCUGGGUCAUUAGAUGAUAUGAAGAGCAUUUCUAGCUAUUGUUUCACUUUUGGCUCAGGGUGUUUCUCAUGGUGUUAA
Molecule: messenger RNA, 498 nt
Organism: Momordica charantia (bitter melon)
Lineage: Eukaryota; Viridiplantae; Streptophyta; Magnoliopsida; Cucurbitales; Cucurbitaceae
Source: RefSeq, a predicted model, not a curated record